Ostreococcus lucimarinus CCE9901 is the source of this 264-nucleotide messenger RNA. RefSeq lists its product with no specific name. Gene Ontology annotation, biological process: mRNA splicing, via spliceosome; spliceosomal snRNP assembly. The record is from RefSeq and is a predicted model, not a curated record. Gene Ontology annotation, molecular function: RNA binding. NCBI's taxonomy places the organism in Eukaryota, Viridiplantae, Chlorophyta, Mamiellophyceae, Mamiellales, Bathycoccaceae. Gene Ontology annotation, cellular component: precatalytic spliceosome; U5 snRNP; U2 snRNP. The coding region runs from base 1 to 264 and encodes 87 amino acids. The transcript has 2 exons.
AUGGCGACCAAGGUGCAGCGCAUCAUGACCCAGCCGAUCAAUUUGAUCUUUCGGUUCCUGCAGACCAAGGCUCGGGUGCAGAUUUGGAUGUACGAGAAUCCGGACACGUGCGUCGAGGGACGAAUCGUCGGCUUCGACGAGUACAUGAACUUGGUGUUGGACGACGCGGAGGAGGUGACGGAGAAGAAGUCGCGUCGCGUCGGCGUGGGGAGGAUUUUGUUGAAGGGGGAUAACAUCACGUUGAUGCGAAACGUGAGCAAGUGA